ACGAAGAACGGGGACUUUUAGCAGAUCGGCUGAUUUCAGCUAACCCACAAUUGCCUCCUCCUUCGGAGCCUUCCCUUACUCGAGGAAGUGAUAUAUAGCCGCAGCCCUCCAGAGCUUCCACCUCACCACUCCCUCCAAGAAAGCGAGAGAGAGAGAGAGAUGUCUUCCUUGCCCCAUUUUCCGGCGACGUCAUCCGGCCGUCCCGCGUCGGAUCUGCUGCGGAGUUCUUUCACUGAUGGAAUGCCCCUGAAAACUUUAGGCCGCGCGUCGUUUUGGAUCCGCCCGCGACGGCUGGAGCUCGGCGUUCUCUGCAUGAAGAAGAUGCGGAAGGUGAAGAAGCACGACUAUCCCUGGCCGGAUCCAAAGGACGUCGAUCCGGACGUCAAGCGCGGGUUCACGACCUACCUCUCCGAUUUCAAGCCGUUAGCUGAGAAGCCGAAGCCGGUGCCCCUGCCGUUCGAGAAGCCGCUGAUGGAUCUCGAGAUGAAGAUCACCGAUGUAAAGAAGAUGGCUGAAGAGACUGGCUUGGACUUCACUGAUCAGAUAAGUCUGUUGGAGAAUAAGUACCAACAGGCUCUAAAAGAUCUUUAUACUCGUCUCACCCCUAUUCAGCGACUGAGUAUUGCUCGCCAUCCUAAUAGACCAACCUUUCUUGAUCAUGUUCUAAAUAUUACUGAUAAGUGGGUGGAACUCCAUGGUGACCGUGCUGGUUAUGAUGAUCCUGCCAUUGUCACGGGUCUUGGAAGCAUAGAUGGCAAAAACUACAUGUUCAUAGGUCAUCAGAAAGGAAGAAACACGAAAGAGAACAUUCAUCGGAAUUUUGCCAUGCCAACACCACAUGGUUAUCGUAAGGCUCUUCGCAUGAUGUACUAUGCUGAUCACCAUGGAUUUCCUAUCAUUACAUUCAUUGAUACACCUGGAGCAUUUGCAGAUCUUAAAUCAGAAGAAAUUGGCCAGGGAGAAGCCAUUGCACAUAACCUAAGAACAAUGUUUGGCCUAAAGGUGCCAAUUGUUACUGUGGUUAUAGGGGAAGGUGGUUCUGGUGGUGCCCUUGCUAUAGGUUGUGCAAACAAGUUGCUGAUGAUGGAAAAUUCUGUUUUCUAUGUUGCCAGUCCGGAAGCCUGUGCAGCAAUUCUGUGGAAGAGUGCUCAAGCUGCUCCAAAGGCUGCUGAGAAGCUGAGGAUAACUGCUUCAGAAUUGUGCAAGCUGAAAAUUGCAGAUGGCAUUAUUCCGGAACCUUUAGGGGGGGCACAUGUUGACCCAUCUUGGACCUCACAGCAAAUAAAAGUAGCAAUCAUCGAUGCAAUGAAUGAACUUUCCGAAAUGGACACAGAAGCAUUACUUAAUCAUCGCAUGCUUAAAUUCCGUGCUAUUGGUGGUUUUGAAGAAGCAACAUCUUUAGACCCUAGAAAGAAAAUCAACAUGAAGAAGAAAGAUGAACCGACAACAGGGGCAACUGCAGAGCUCCUUACAGGUGCAGAAAUUGAGGGUGAGAUUGAAAAAUUGAAAGAGCAACUUCUCAAAUCGAAGGAGUCCUCGGACAAGCUCCCUGAUGUGGCCUUCAAUGAGAUGAUUGACAAACUGCGAAAAGAGGUUGAACUGGAAUAUACAGAGGCUGUAACUGCAGUCGGGUUGCAAGAAAGGCUUGACAUGCUACGUCAGGAGGUCGCCAAAGCAAGGACCUCAUCUGAACAGCCUCUGGAUCCAGUUCUUGAGGAUAAGAUUAAUAAAGUUAAACAGGAAUUUAGCCAGAGAUUAGCAGAGGCACCAAAUCUGGCGAUCUUGAAUUCUAAGCUCCAGAUGCUAAAAGAUUUGACAGAUGCUAAGAAGCAGUCAGAGAAGAAUAGUCGGCUUGUGACGUUGAAAGAGGAAAUAAAUAAGGGACUUCAGGGUGCUUUGGAUCAAUCUAAAUUAAAAGAGGAACUUGUGGUGUUGAGGGAAGAAAUCUCACGUGCUGGUGUCACUAAUGUAGAAGACCUGGAUGAGGGGCUGAAAGAAAAGAUUGUUAAUGUGAGGGAGGAGAUUGUGUCAAAUUUGGGAGAGGCAUUGAAAUCCAUGAAUCUAAACAUUGAACAUGUGGUACCAAAGGAAGUAGCUCAUGUGGAGGACUAUGUUGAACAGCAAAGGUAUGCAGCAUUGAAGGAUCAAAUAACAGAACUCAAUGAGGAGAUAAGCAAAGAGAUUGUAGAGACUAUUAACUCAUCUGAUUUGAAGGGCAAGAUUGAAAAUCUGAAGUUGGAGGCUUCCAUGUCCGGAAAAUCAUCAAACCCAGAGGUGAAGAGUAAGCUUGAAGAGUUAAAGCAAGAAAUCAAACAGAGGGUUGAAGAAGCAAUGUCUAGCUCUGAAUUGGCAGAAAAAUAUGAAAUGCUAAUGCAAGAGAUGGUCAAUAUUAAGAGCCAAGGGGUUUCCUUGGUAGAUGAGGAAGAGAAUUCUGAAGGUGGUGAAAGCAAGCAUGGAUUUUCUGGGAUGGGCAUCAUCAAUAUGGAUGCAGAUCACAAUCGCAGUUUGAUUUAAUGACGAGGGUGAGCAAAUGCAAUUCACAAGUUCGUCACACCAUUCUGCUGGACUUCCCGAUCGCUAUCGCCGGAUGAGUUUGUGGGUACAGGCUAUCCCUGCUAAGCUAUUAACCUUUCUCCCCGGUUCUGUUCCGGUUUUUCUUCAUAUUGUUUGGGAGUGCGUUGUAGUUUUGAAAAUUAGCUUCUUGGCAGUUUUUAAUUGUGUAUAGCUUCCAUAAAUAUUCAUGAACUCUGAGCUCCAGAAACAUCGAAAGGGAAUAAUAAGCUAACAAUUUUUUUUUAA
This is a messenger RNA of Nymphaea colorata (pocket water lily), 2799 nucleotides long. RefSeq names its product acetyl-coenzyme A carboxylase carboxyl transferase subunit alpha, chloroplastic-like. The record is from RefSeq and is a predicted model, not a curated record. Gene Ontology annotation, cellular component: acetyl-CoA carboxylase complex. Gene Ontology annotation, molecular function: acetyl-CoA carboxylase activity; carboxyl- or carbamoyltransferase activity. The coding region runs from base 160 to 2514 and encodes 784 amino acids. Gene Ontology annotation, biological process: fatty acid biosynthetic process. The transcript is spliced from 11 exons. NCBI's taxonomy places the organism in Eukaryota, Viridiplantae, Streptophyta, Magnoliopsida, Nymphaeales, Nymphaeaceae.